UUGUUAUCUCAGAUUCUCCACCAUCUGCAGUUCCUGCUAUCUCUGAAGUUAUGAUAUGCUGCCGCGAACAUGAUGAUGAAAAGACUGUCCACCACCAUCACCUUCUGUGGAAAGAGCCCUAAAACCCUGGAUGAUGCACGCAGGCCACUCCUUCUACUCCUUCCCUGGUAUGGAGCCAAGCCCCAUGCCAUAGAUCACUACCGGCAGAUUUAUUACCCAUAUGGCAUCAACGUUCUAACGGUGGAAAGCAGCAUCUGGCACUUUCUAUGGCCACAGAAUGGCUUGUCCUACGCCUCUGAGUCAUUGGACCUACUCCAGAGCGAGACUUUCUCCUCACGGCCCCUUCUCAUCCACGCGCUCUCCAUCAGAGGAUUCCUCUUUGCCGAGAUGCCUGUAAUCACACAGAGAGAUGUACAACGUUAUUCAGGCUUCAAGGAAAGGAUUAUGGGCCAGAUCUUUGAUAGUUUGGUUGCGGGAGAUAUGGAAGUCCUUGCGAAAGGUAUUUCACAGCUGCUGGCUCCUCCCAUCUUCCAGCCAUUCCUCAAAGGGGCCACACUUUUCUAUUUCUGGCUUUUGAGUGGUUACACAGUCAAGCACUGCCAAGCUGGCAUCAAAACUUUCGGGAACAAGUACCACACCCCUAUUCUGUUAUUCUACUGUCAGAACGACUCUCUGAGCAACUACAAGGAAGUAGAGGCCCUGUUGCAUCACUGGCAGAGGAAAGGCAUCCCUGCAGUUGGGAAAAGCUGGAAGAUUUCCCGUCAUGCUGGCAAUCUGCAGCAGCAUCCUCAGGAAUACCAAAGCGCUCUGCAGAACUUCCUGCUGUCCUUCGGCAUAAUCCAUUUGCCAUCCAAAUUAUAAAGGACGGUGAAAAGGACCAGGGAGCUGAGGUGCUGCAUAUCUGAACAGCAUUCUGAUUUGAUUGCCUUCACAUCCUCUUGGACUCCUAAUAGAAAACCUUUUAUAAACUUGUUAGAUAAAAUUGGUAAAAGGUUCCAAUAUUUACACAUGGAUGGAUGUUUGGUUGGAAGGAAGGGAACUUUUAGAAAGUUCUAUCAGGCCCAGCGCAAAAUGUGAACUGCUGAUUCAUUUACGUACAUUGCCAAAAGUGUCCUCGUUAUUAAGUUAAUAGAAGCCAUUCCUUCGACAGAAAGGAACUGGUUUAAUUUCACUGAAUAGGUUCUUGUGUGAUCAGCACAGAUUUGCACGGUGUUAUCACUUUCCUGGAUAUGUUAACUUUUCGUUCUCAUUUGAGGCAACAUUUUUGAGGAUACCUGCACAACUCUACCUCAAAGUUUUAAGUGUUGUGUCCAACACAGAAAAAGGUUAAAAACAAAAUUGAAUUCUACUUGAGGUUUUUCAGAAAUGACUAUUUGAACAUUAUGGUAUCAAAAGGUCACUUAAGCAUAAACAAAGAAUUGAGCACAAGAUAAAAAUAAUGUUGUUGAACUUGGAACUUAUUCUGAAAUUAUUUGAACCUGUUUCUUUUGUGCUUAGUGUAUGUUUAUAAUUUGUGAAUCUCAAUAGCUUUGAUCAGAUUCAGAGAAAUUAUGCCUUUUUAAUAUUAUCUUUGGCUCAAUUGGAAACACACUCACCUCUGAGUUACAAGUUUGUGGACCAUAGACCCACACAAGAGUCUUGAGCACAAAAAUCAAGUGUAAUGCUCUAGUGCAGUACUGAAGGAAUAUUUAACUGACAAAUGUCUUCCUUUAGAUGAGACAUCAAACAGAGACCUUGUCUGAUUUCUAAGGUGAAAGUAAGAGAUCCAAGCGUCCUAUUUCGAAGAACAGGAGGGAAGGCACCUUGGCCAAUAUUUAUCCUUCAAUCAACAUUGCAGAGACAGACUGUCUGGUCAUUAGCACUUUGUUGUUUGUGGGAGCUGUGUACAAACUGGUUGCUGCAUCUCAUAUGUUGAACUGUUGCAAAAAAGAACUUCAUUAACUGUAAUUCACUUUGAGACUUCCUGAGGUCAUGAAAGUUGCUAUACAAAUGCAAGUUUUUAAAAAACUGUUUGCCUAAAUGGGCUUUGAGAGAUUACCUCUAAAGAAAAUAAGAAUAAAGGCAUUCUUGUAAUUUAUUUUAGAUCACAGCGCCAUUUGUAAAGAGAGGUACAAUAGCAUGUACCACUGUUACCUUUACAGCAACUUGUUGAUUAUCAAUGUAACAAGUGUCAUAGAGAAAUUGUACUUAUGUAACAUCUUUCACAAAUCAAGCAGCAAUGAGAUAAAUGACUUUUUUUUUACUGAUGCUGAUUGAAGGACAAAUAUUGGGACACCACCAGGGAUGAAUCUUCAUGCUCUUUAUCAAAUAAUGCAAUGGGAUUCUUUCUGUCCAAUGACAGGAUAGACAGAUCCCUGGUCUGAACAUCUCUCAGAGAUAGCACUAUCGACAAUCUACUGCCCGUCAAUAUUACACUAAAGCAUUAGCCUGGAUUAUGUGCUUAGAUUCGGACCUCAAGACUGACUCAGUGAUAAAUGUUUUCCCACUGAACCAAGUCAGGAACACCAAAGGAUAUUUAUAUAUUGUAUUUCUAUAAUUUAUAAUUAUGAUCAAUUCGAACUUCAUAUUGUCACUGUAAAUAAAUAUAUUAGUUGCUUUCUGGCCUUUAUGUUUA
Rhincodon typus (whale shark) is the source of this 2614-nucleotide messenger RNA. RefSeq lists its product as uncharacterized. Lineage: Eukaryota; Metazoa; Chordata; Chondrichthyes; Orectolobiformes; Rhincodontidae. Gene Ontology annotation, molecular function: serine hydrolase activity. The record is from RefSeq and is a predicted model, not a curated record.